AACUGUGAUUUAUUUUGGGAUUUCUGUCAUCCUAGGUAUUUUGGAAAUAUUUGCUGUGUCUCAGGGGAUUGUAGGAAUACGAGGAGUUUUCAGCAACAAAUUUUUAGCGAUGUCACAAAAAGGAAAACUCCAUGCAAGUGCCCGGUUCACGGCGGACUGCCAGUUUCGGGAGCGCUUCCAGGAGAACAGCUACAACACCUAUGCCUCAGCCGUCCACCGCAGCCCGCGCUCGGGACGCCAGUGGUACGUGGCGCUCAACAAGCGGGGCAAAGCCAAGCGGGGCUGCAGCCCCCGUGCCCGGCCCCAGCACGUCUCCACACACUUCCUCCCCCGCUUUUG
Molecule: messenger RNA, 339 nt
Organism: Cariama cristata (Red-legged seriema)
Lineage: Eukaryota; Metazoa; Chordata; Aves; Cariamiformes; Cariamidae
Product: fibroblast growth factor 5-like
Exons: 2
Biological process (GO): regulation of cell migration; positive regulation of cell population proliferation; positive regulation of gene expression
Cellular component (GO): cytoplasm
Molecular function (GO): growth factor activity; fibroblast growth factor receptor binding
Source: RefSeq, a predicted model, not a curated record